Messenger RNA from Prunus armeniaca (apricot), 531 nucleotides. Lineage: Eukaryota; Viridiplantae; Streptophyta; Magnoliopsida; Rosales; Rosaceae. The record is from the annotation of a GenBank genome assembly.
AUGUUACCAAAUGGAACAAUACUGUCCAUUCAAGAUGCCUUAUAUUCAUCUAACUCCAGAAGAAAUCUGUUGAGUUUCAAAGAUAUACAUUUGAAUGGCUACCAUGUUGAAACAAAGAAUGAGGAAAAUAUGGAAUAUCUUUGCAUUACCUCUAGCGAUACCCAUAAGCGUACACUAGAGAAGCUUUGUGCACUCUCAUUAGGGUUGUACUAUACAACCAUACAGACAAUUGAGGCACAUAGUGUCAUGGACCAGAAGUCCAUUGACUCAAGUACUUUUAAGCUUUGGCAUGACCGGUUGGGUCAUCUUGGAUCCACCAUGAUGCGUAGGAUCAUCACCAACUCUAAAGGACAUCCCUUGUUGACAAAACAUAUUAUGGUAUCAAGUGAAAGCUCUUGCCAAGCUUGUUCACAAGGGAAGUUGGUGAUCAGACCAUCACAACCAAAGGUUGAUGUUGAGUCCCCAUCAUUUUUACAGAGAAUCCAAGGGAACAUUUGUGGGCCUAUUCAUCCUCCAUGUGGACCAUUUUAG